CCAGACCAAAGGUCUUCUACCUGCUCUUAUUCCAACUUAGGUUUCACUCCUCGGCCCACACAGGUAAGAAUUUCACUAAAUAUCUAAGUAUCGUGUAUGUUUUUGGGUUAACAUGUUUUGUAUUCUUCGAUAUGUGAACAAGUCUAGUGUUCUUUAUAUUUAUGACAAUGUGCCUAUGGCCUUCAUGGCUAAAUUAAUUUCAUCGUUUCAGACAAACAGGAAAAGUUUGUUUGUCAAUCUUUACUACAGAAUAUUCAUGCGUGUGAUACUACAACUGUAGGAUCUUAAAGACAUUAUUAUGUGGAUUAUAAUUAAUGGACAUCUUUGUAAGGGGUUGAUACAUUCUGAAAUUUCAAAGUGGAAAUUACAAACUUCAGAAGCCUUUUUAAGCCUCAAAUACACUACAAGUUCUCCUGCAACAGGGUGAUCAAAUUAAGAUCCUAGUUCUGUAUAGCAGGAUAAAUGCUUGUUAUUCAAGGAAUUAACUUCAUGUAUACUCAGACCUGGCCUCUGCAUCACUGAGACUCCAUCAGCUGCAUACCUUGCUUAUGAUCAUGAUGUUUAUUUACAGAUUGCUCAAUAGUGAUAAUGAGACUCCAUCAUGAUACUAGUAAAGUAGCAUUUUCCUCAUUCCAUUAUUGUGACAUGGACAUGGAGGAGUAAUUUGUUUCAAUAGUGAUAAUCAACAGAUCAUGAUGGAUAGAAAGUACUGUAGUUAGUCCUUUGUCAUUCCAUUGUGACACAUAUAAACUAGAAAGAAGACAGCAUGUGAUGUUGAUUUUCCAGACAGUGAUCUCCUGUACCGUCAGUGUCAUCAGACAGACAGUGAUCACCUGUACCGUCAGUGUCAUCAGACAGACAGUGAUCUCCUGUACCGUCAGUGUCAUCAGACAGACAGUGAUCUCCUGUACCGUCAGUGUCAUCAGACAGACAGUGAUCUCCUGUACCGUCAGUGUCAUCAGACAGACAGUGAUCUCCUGUACCGUCAGUGUCAUCAGACAGACAGUGAUCUCCUGUACCGUCAGUGUCAUCAGACAGACAGUGAUCUCCUGUACCGUCAGUGUCAUCAGACAGACAGUGAUCUCCUGUACCGUCAGUGUCAUCAGACAGACAGUGAUCUCCUGUACCGUCAGUGUCAUCAGACAGACAGUGAUCUCCUGUACCGUCAGUGUCAUCAGACAGACAGUGAUCUCCUGUACCGUCAGUGUCAUCAGACAGACAGUGAUCUCCUGUACCGUCAGUGUCAUCAGACAGACAGUGAUCUCCUGUACCGUCAGUGUCAUCAGACAGACAGUGAUCUCCUGUACCGUCAGUGUCAUCAGACAGACAGUGAUCUCCUGUACCGUCAGUGUCAUCAGACAGACAGUGAUCUCCUGUACCGUCAGUGUCAUCAGACAGACAGUGAUCACCUGUACCGUCAGUGUCAUCAGACAGACAGUGAUCUCCUGUACCGUCAGUGUCAUCAGACAGACAGUGAUCUCCUGUACCGUCAGUUCAUCAGACUGCUGGGCUGGGCUGCUGAGGAGGGCUCUGCUGCGGGUGGGGCUGGGCUCUGCUGGGGCUGGGGCUGCUGGGGUGGGGCUGUGGGGCUGGGGCUGGGUGCUGGGGAUGGGGUGGGGCUGCUGGGAUGGGGCUGGGGCUGCUGGGGCUGGGGCUGCUGGGGAUGGGGCGUGGGGUGCUGGGGCUGGGGUGUGGGUGCUGGGGCUGGGGCUGGGGCUGCUGGGAUGGGGCUGGGCUUGGGGAUGGGGCUGGGGCUGGGGGUGCUGGGGAUGGGGCUGGGGCUGGGCUGGGGCUGGGCUGCUGGGGAUGGGCUGUGGGGGCUGCUGGGGCUGGGGCUCUGGGGGGGCUGGGGCUGGGGCUGUGGGGAUGGGGCUGGUGGGGCUGCUGGGGCUGGGGCUGGGGCUGUUGGGGCUGGGGCUGCUGGGGCUGGGGUGCUGGGAUGGGGCUGCUGAGGCUGGGGCUGGGCUGCUGGGGUGGGCUGGGGCUGUGGGGAGCUGCUGGGGCUGCUGGGCUGCUGGGGCUGCUGGGGUGUGGGGCUGGGGUGCUGGGGCUGGGGCUGAUGGGUUUGGGGUGCUGGGGCUGAGGGGGGGGUGCUGAGGGCUGGGGCUGGGGCUGCUGGGGCUGGGGCUGGGGCUAGGGCUGGGGCUGGGGCUGGGGCUGCUGAGGCUGGGGCUGCUGGGGCUGGGGCUGCUGAGGCUGGGGCUGGGGCUGCUGGGGCUGGGGCUGCUGAGGCUGGGGCUGGGGCUGCUGGGGCUGGGGCUGCUGAGGCUGCUGGGGCUGGCCAGACAGCCAGCAAACCAGCCAGCCAGCCAGCAAACCAGCCAGCCAACCAGCCAGCUAACCAGCCAGCCAACCAGCCAGCCAGCCAAACAGCCAGCAGGACAACCAGACAACCAGCCAGCUAACCAGCCAGCCAACCAGCCAGCCAGCAACACAACUAGCCAGCCAGACAGCCAAACAGCCAAACAGCCAGCAAGACAACCAGACAACCAGCCAGCCAGCCAGCAAACCAGCCAACCAACCAGUCAGCUAGCUAACCAGCCAACAAACCAGCCAGCCAGCCAACCAGCCAGCCAGCUAACCAGCCAGCCAACCAACCAGCUAGCUAACCAGCCAGCCAGCCAGCUAACCAGCCAGCCAGCAAGACAACUAGCCAGCCAGACAGCCAACCAGCCAGCCAGCCAGCCAGCCAAACAGCCAAGCAGACAGACAGCCAGACAGACAGCCAGACAGACAGACAGCCAACCAGCCAGCCAUCCAAACAACCAAGCAGACAGCCAGCCAGACAGACAGACAGACAGCCAGCCAGACAGAUAGCAAAGCAGACAGACAGCCAGACAGACAGCCAGACAGACAGCCAGACAGACAGACAGACAGACAGCCAGACAGACAGACAGCCAAGCAGACAGACAGCUAGACAGACAGCCAGACAGACAGCCAGACAGCCUAUCAAAGAGGAGAGAAGACCAGUGUCUUUGUGGAUGAGAGAAGAAGAUAGGAAGCUCAGAAAUGACACCACAAGCAAAGGCAUGCUGAAAGAUAGCAAGCUGCUGAAGCACAAUCCUCCCCUUUGUGCUUUUCUUAGAGGCAUUAUUGCAACAGUGAUUUCUCUGAGGCGUUAACAGCUGACAUUGCCUUACAGAGAGAGAAGCAGAAAGGAAAUACUUUGUGUUAUUACUAUGUUUCUGUAUCUCUUCAGUAUGAUCUGAAUCCUCAAUAUCUUUUAAUGGUGUUUAUUAUCCUUCACAUUAUUAAUUGAAGGAAAAGAUCAUGGCUGCAUGUGGGCUACUGCUAGUGUGUCUGGUGAGCACACUGCUGACUACUGGAGCUGGGGUUGAGGAGAACCAACUGCUGACUACUGGAGCUGGGGUUGAGGAGAACCAACUGCUGACUACUGAAGGACUGGUGAGAGGGAAACUAUGAACUGCUUGGAAAGAGGGAAACUAUGAACUGCUUAGUGAGAGGGAAACUAUGAACUGCUUAGUGAGAGGGAAACUAUGAACUGCUUAGUGAGAGGGAAACUAUGAACUGCUUAGUGAGAGGAAAACUAUGAACUGCUUAGUGAGAGGGAAACUAUGAACUGCUUAGUGAGAGGGAAACUAUGAACUGCUUAGUGAGAGGAAAACUAUGAACUGCUUAGUGAGAGGGAAACUAUGAACUGCUUAGAAAGAGGGAAACUAUGAACUGCUUGGAAAGAGGGAAACUAUGAACUGCUUAGUGAGAGGAAAACUAUUAACUGCUUAGUGAGAGGGAAACUAUGAACUGCUUAGAAAGAGGGAAACUAUGAACUGCUUAGAAAGAGGGAAACUAUGAACUGCUUAGUGAGAAGGAAACUAUGAACUACUUAUUGAGAGGGAAACUAUGAACUGCUUAGUGAGAGGGAAACUAUGAACUGCUUAGUAAGAGGGAAACUGUGAACUGCUGAGAGAGAAGGAAACUAUUAACUGCUUAGUGAGAGGGAAACUAUGAACUGCUUAUUGAGAGUGAAACUAUGAACUGCUUAGAGAGGGGGAAACUAUGAACUGCUUGGUGAGAAGGAAACUAUGAACUGCUUAGUGAGAAGGAAACUAUGAACUGCUUAGUGAGGGGGAACUAUGAACUGCUUAGUGAGAGGGAAACUAUGAACUGCUUAGUAAGAGGGAAAGUAUGAACUGCUUAGUAAGAGGGAAACUAUGAACUGCUGAGUGAGAGGGAAACUAUGAACUGCUUAGUGAGAAGGAAACUAUGAACUGCUUAGUGAGAGGGAAACUAUGAACUGCUUAGUGAGAGGGAAACUAUGAACUACUUAGUGAGAAGGAAACUAUGAACUGCUUAGUGAGAAGGAAACUAUGAACUGCUUAGUGAGGGGGAACUAUGAACUGCUUAGUGAGAGGGAAACUAUGAACUGCUUAGUAAGAGGGAAAGUAUGAACUGCUUAGUAAGAGGGAAACUAUGAACUGCUGAGUGAGAGGGAAACUAUGAACUGCUUAGUGAGAAAGGAAACUAUGAACUGCUUAGUAAGAGGGAAAGUAUGAACUGCUUUGUGAGAAGGGAAAAUGAACUGCUUCGUGAGAGGGAAACUAUGAACUGCUUAGUAAGAGUGAAACUAUGAACUGCUUAGUGAGAGGGAAACUAUGAACUGCUUAGUGAGAAGGAAACUAUGAACUGCUUAGUGAGAGGGAAACUAUGAACUGCUUAGUGAGAGGGAAACUAUGAACUACUUGGUGAGAAGGAAACUAUGAACUGCUUAGUGAGAAGGAAACUAUGAACUGCUUAGUGAGGGGGAACUAUGAACUGCUUAGUGAGAGGGAAACUAUGAACUGCUUAGUAAGAGGGAAAGUAUGAACUGCUUAGUAAGAGGGAAACUAUGAACUGCUGAGUGAGAGGGAAACUAUGAACUGCUUAGUGAGAAGGAAACUAUGAACUGCUUAGUGAGAGGGAAACUAUGAACUGCUUAGUGAGAGGGAAACUAUGAACUACUUAGUGAGAAGGAAACUAUGAACUGCUUAGUGAGAGGGAAACUAUGAACUGCUUAGUGAGAGGGAAACUAUGAACUGCUUAGUAAGAGGGAAACUGUGAACUGCUGAGAGAGAAGGAAACUAUUAACUGCUUAGUGAGAGGGAAACUAUGAACUGCUUAUUGAGAGUGAAACUAUGAACUGCUUAGAGAGGGGGAAACUAUGAACUGCUUAGCGAGAGGGAAACUAUGAACUGCUUAGUGAGAGGGAAACUAUGAACUGCUUAGUGAGAGGGAACUAUGAACUGCUUAGUGAUAGGGAAACUAUGAACUGCUUAGUAAGAGUGAAAUUAUGAACUGCUUAGUGAGAGGGAAACUAUGAACUGCUUAGUGAGAAGGAAACUAUGAACUGCUUAGUGAGAGGGAAACUAUGAACUGCUUAGUGAGAGGGAAACUAUGAACUACUUGGUGAGAAGGAAACUAUGAACUGCUUAGUGAGGGGGAACUAUGAACUGCUUAGUGAGAGGGAAACUAUGAACUGCUUAGUAAGAGGGAAAGUAUGAACUGCUUAGUAAGAGGGAAACUAUGAACUGCUGAGUGAGAGGGAAACUAUGAACUGCUUAGUGAGAAGGAAACUAUGAACUGCUUAGUGAGAGGGAAACUAUGAACUGCUUAGUGAGAGGGAAACUAUGAACUACUUAGUGAGAAGGAAACUAUGAACUGCUUAGUGAGAAGGAAACUAUGAACUGCUUAGUGAGAAGGAAACUAUGAACUGCUUAGUGAGAGGGAAACUAUGAACUGCUUAGUGAGAGGGAAACUAUGAACUACUUAGUGAGAAGGAAACUAUGAACUGCUUAGUGAGAAGGAAACUAUGAACUGCUUAGUGAGGGGGAACUAUGAACUGCUUAGUGAGAGGGAAACUAUGAACUGCUUAGUAAGAGGGAAAGUAUGAACUGCUUAGUAAGAGGGAAACUAUGAACUGCUGAGUGAGAGGGAAACUAUGAACUGCUUAGUGAGAAGGAAACUAUGAACUGCUUAGUAAGAGGGAAAGUAUGAACUGCUUUGUGAGAAGGGAAAAUGAACUGCUUCGUGAGAGGGAAACUAUGAACUGCUUAGUGAUAGGGAAACUAUUAACUGCUUAGCGAGAGGGAAAGUAUGGACUGCUGAGUGAGAGGGAAACUAUGAAUUGCUUAGUGAGAGGGAAACUAUGAACUGCUUAGUGAGAGGGAAACCAUCAACUGUUUAGUAAGAGGGAGACUAUGAACUGCUUAGUGAGAGAGAAACUAUUAACUGCUUAGUGAGAGGGAAACUAUGAACUGUUUAGUGAGAGGGAAACUAUGAACUGCUUAGUGAUAGGGAAACUAUGAACUGCUUACUGAGAGGGAAACUAUGAACUGCUUAGUGAGAGGGAAACUAUGAACUGCUUAGUGAGAGGGAAACUAUGAACUGCUUAGUAAGAGGGAAACUAUGAACUGCUGAGAGAGAGGGAAACUAUUAACUGCUUAGUGAGAGUGAAACUAUGAACUGCUUAGAGAGAGGGAAACUAUUAACUGCUUAGCGAUAGGGAAACUAUGAACUGCUUAGUGAGAGGGAAACUAUGAACUGCUUAGUGAGAGGGAAACUUUUAACUGCUUAGUGAGAGGUAAACUAUGAACUGCUUAGUGAGAGGGAAACUAUGAACUGCUGAGAGAGAGGGAAACUAUUAACUGCUUAGUGAGGGGGAAACUUUUAACUGCUUAGUGAGAGGGAAACUAUGAACUGCUUAGUGAGAGGGAAACUAUGAACUGCUUAGUGAGAGGGAAACUUGUGAUGAGAUAAUAUCAUACAUCUUGAAUAAUAACUUAAACAUACCUUGUCAUCCUAUUUACAGAUUGUGGACUGUAGCAACAAGACACUGCGAUCCAUACCCUCGAAUCACCCUCAAAACAUCACCAAACUAAUUCUGAGCAAUAACCUCAUAGAGUUGUCCAUUGCUGACGAAGCUGCUCUGAAGAAUUACUCCCGUCUGACUGAGCUCCAUCUAGAUGGUAACCGGUUGACUGUUCUGCCGGGGAAGCUGUUUAAGACCAUGUCAGAGCUGAAGGUCCUCAACCUGUCCCACAACAAUAUCAGUAGAGUGGAGCCGAAGGCGUUGUCUGGCCUGUUUAACCUGAGGGAGCUGGACCUGUCCCACAAUCAGCUACAGUCCCUACCUCUAGACCUACUGGCUGAUAUACAGACACUGGCUAUCCUCAGGCUAGGGGGGAACACACUGCGGAAGUUAUACAUCUCUGUGGAGAAGAAUCAGUUAAAGGAGCUAGAUCUGAAGGAGAAUCCAUUGAACUGCUCUUGUGUAUUUCUCAACAAGAUUAAAUCGAUGACCGACUCAAAGGUCCAGAUAAGUAAGCAGCUUUUUUUUCUCUCUGUUUGCUAGUAAUCCCCACGGUCUAUUUUCCAUUCAAAGCCUGCUGCGAUCCUUCUUUACACCACGCUGACAUCUACUGGUCCUCUGUAGCUCAGCUGGUAGAGCACGGAGGGUAGUGGGUUCGAUCCCCGGGACCACCCAUUCACAAACAAAAAAAAAUUAUGCACGCAUGACUGUAAGUCACUUUGGAUAAAAGCGUCUGCUAAAUGGCAUAUUAUUUUAUAUUAUUACUGACAACAAUGUUUAAAUGAGCAUUAGGGCCAACUUUCCAGCGUUGGUUGAUGGGAAACGGGAUGUGUGUAUUUCUGCAGCAGGCUCCUGUGCCAGCCCUGAGGACCUGGCUGGUAAAGGCAUACUGGACAACGGUACCAGCUGCUCUUCAGGGUCAUCAUCAUCAUCAUCAUCAACAGUUUCACCACCUACAACUCAGUCAACCACUGAGCCAACCUCAGCCCAGACCCCUACACACUCAGUGUCACUUGCAGUUACUGAACACACGAGCCUCUUCGACAAAGGUAAGAUAAAAUGUACAUUAAAUCAAUUGACUGGUCUUCCAGCAGAUAGAGUCCCCUCUUGUAAACAUCAUAUGAUCUUGACUUUUGUUAAAACACUGAAUACGGCUAUUGUUGAGAACAGAAGCAUAUGAGAGAGGUGACCUACAAAAUACUGUCAUGGAUGACUUCAGUCAUGAUUCUACGCAUCAGUCAGCAGACAAGAAACCAUCAUCUGGACAAGAGCAGCUUCACUCUGAGGAGACCUCGUAAGAGUUCAGCUGCACUCUGAGGAGACCUCGUAAGAGUUCAGCUGCACUCUGAGGAGACCUCGUAAGAGUUCAGCUGCACUCUGAGGAGACCUCGUAAGAGUUCAGCUGCACUCUGAGGAGACCUCGUAAGAGUUCAGCUGCACUCUGAGGAGACCUCGUAAGAGUUCAGAAGUGACUCCGGGGGGGUAUCCGUAUUCCCAAAGCAUCUCAGAGUAAGAGUGCUGGUCUAGUAUCAGUGUUGCAUUUUAGAUCAUAAUAAAUCAGAUGAUACAGACGGGGUGACCGGAUCCUAGAUCAGCACUCCUACUCUGAGAAAGGAGGUUAAAUCGCUCUAUAACAAUGGCGGUCUGAGGAGGCCCAUAUCCUGAGGAGCAGGGUUGGGGUCAAUUCGAGUUCAAGAAGUGAUUUUGAAUUGAAAAUUUAAAACUUGAAAAAAAAGGAAUGAAAUAAAUAGCUUCCAGUUUAUUGAGAAGUCAUUGAAAAUUGACACCCUUUUUCCCAAAUGUUGAAUUGGAAUAUCAGUGUACUUCCUGAAUUGGCAGCCUUCAAUUCGAAUUGACCCCACUCCUGCUGAGGAGACGUCUGAAGAGUGUUAAAAAGUAUGUGACCCCCUGGCUGUUUCUGUUUGCUCAGGCGUGGACCCAGGCAGUGGCAGUGGGAUGCCUGUGGUGGGGAACACCUGGAAGUUUCUCCUUGGUGUGGUAGCCAUCGCCCUGACCACCUCUAUGUUAAUCGUGUGUGCCGUCAAGUCCCCGUCCUGGUACAAGCUGCUGUUCAACUACCGGCACCAGCGGUUGAGAGAUGAGGAGGAGGAUGCUAACGUGUUCACUACAGGACGCUACUCUAACUUCAGCUUGGACACGGAGCACACGGAGACCAGCGCCCAUGAGCUGGACCACAGGCCGGAUGGGUUGGAUGAUGAGGAGGAGGAGGACGGAUACAUAGAGGACCGCUACAUAGAGGCAGAGGACUAUAAAGACAACACAGAACCCUGAUGCUCUCUGAGCCGCUCCCAGCCUUCUGUUUGUGUAUGUGACCUUGGGUAUUGUGACAUCAAAAUGAUCCCUUUCGAUACGAUAAAGUAUCCUAUUCUACUCUACUCACUGAUAGUAUGAGAAAGCCAUGGUUGUCUGUACGUAACCCAUGCAUUGCCUGCUGUCACUGAUUAUCAUUUAUUGUUUGGCCAUUGAGUUCAAUGCUUUUCUCUUUCAUCAGACAAAACGUGCCUAAAGGUUGUGUACAUUUGUAAAUAUUUGCAAGUUUUGGAAAUGUAGGAAUUGAGUGAAAGGCCCGACCAGGUGGGGUGUUUUGAGGUCAUGAUUUAGGAUACUUGCAAAGUUGUACUGCCGGAGACAUAGUGUAGGUAAUCAACGUUUUGUCAUAUUAAAUACAUAUUUGAGUACUUACUCUCAUCUCACUGUGAAUAUGACAUCCAUACUUUGGGCCUCUCUGUCGUUCUGUGCUUUCAGCUACAGGAAACUAGUAUGCAAACAGUUAGGGUUAGGGCUGAUUUAAGGAAUUAAUACAUGAAUGAAUGAAUGAAUGAA
Messenger RNA from Coregonus sp. 'balchen', 9649 nucleotides. Lineage: Eukaryota; Metazoa; Chordata; Actinopteri; Salmoniformes; Salmonidae. The record is from the annotation of a GenBank genome assembly.